Messenger RNA from Brenthis ino (lesser marbled fritillary), 3300 nucleotides. The record is from the annotation of a GenBank genome assembly. NCBI's taxonomy places the organism in Eukaryota, Metazoa, Arthropoda, Insecta, Lepidoptera, Nymphalidae.
AUGAAUCCGGAUCACCAUAAUAUUAAUACGGGUGGUGGCCAACCACCAGGCAAUUCUGAGUCUCAGAACCAAAGAGUUCAAUCGACACAGCAACAACAGCAGGCACAGACGAAUAAUUUAACUCCUACAACAUCUGCUACUGAUUUGAGAGUGAACUCGGCGGCGGUAAACGUUGCUUUGUCGAGCGUGGCUAAAUACUGGGUGUUUACAAAUUUAUUUCCUGGUCCAUUGCCUCAAGUUUCCGUGUAUGGAUUACCCACUGGUGCAAGAAUUGAAAAUGGAAAGCCUGUACAGGAUAUUGGUCAAGCUCAUGCAAGUAUUUUAAAUGGAGAUCCUAACAUUAUAUUAGGACAUGCUGGACAACCUCAAGUUACAGUUUCAGCAGCAGGUCAACAAAUACCUGUAUCACAGAUCAUUGCAAACCAAACCACACAAGGGCAUGAUACUCUGGUGGGGCAUAGUCAACAACAAGAAGCAGCAGGUGGCAGCACUCCUUUAGCAGUAGCUCAAACCCAGCAGGUACCCAAUAAUCGGGUCGAGUUUGUACAACACCAUAACAUUGAUAUGGGUCACCACUCGCAACAGCAUAUCAUGCAGCAACAGCUCAUGGCAGCUGCGCGACCUGAGCACGCGAAUCAACAGGUCAGCGAGAUUCAACUGACGGUGAGUGAAGAUGGCAUCGUAACAGUGGUGGAGCCCGGCGGGGGCAAGCUCGUAGACAAGGAAGAACUGCACGAGACUAUCAAGAUGCCCACCGACCACACACUUACUGUGCACCAGCUACAGCAGAUUGUUGGGCAUCAUCAGGUCAUCGAUAGUGUAGUGCGCAUAGAACAAGCGACGGGUGAACCCGCUAAUAUUCUGGUCACGCAAAAUCCAGAUGGCACUACCUCAAUAGAAACUAGCGCCGCCGAUCCACUUUUAAUUAAAGAUGAGAAGAAUGUCGCCAAGAUUGAAUCCGCCCAAUUCGCUAUACCUGCUGAAAUAAAGGACAUUAAAGGAAUAGAUUUAAAGAGUGUUGGAGCAAUGGGAAUGGAAGGAGCAGUUGUUAAGAUUUCUACUGGAACGGAACAUGAUUUGCAGCAUGCUAUGUACAAAGUAAAUGUUGAAGAUCUUUCACAACUCCUCGCUUAUCAUGAAGUAUUUGGAAAACUUAAUACUGAGGGCCAACCACAAACUAAGACAGUAAUAAAUGAGGUUGAAGUAGAGGCCGGCACUAGCGCGGCCAUGUCCGAGGCGGAGUCAUCUCCUGGACACCAUUCUUGCGACAUUUGCGGGAAGAUUUUCCAAUUUCGAUAUCAACUUAUAGUACACAGACGAUAUCACGGCGAAAGCAAGCCAUUCACAUGUCAAGUUUGCGGUUCAGCAUUUGCUAAUCCAGUUGAAUUAUCUAAACACGGAAAAUGUCACCUAGCCGGCGACCCCGCCGAGCGCCAAGCAAAGAGACUCGCACAAGACAAGCCGUACGCGUGCUCCACUUGCCACAAGACAUUCUCGCGCAAGGAGCACCUCGACAACCACGUGCGCAGCCACACGGGAGAAACUCCUUAUAGGUGCCAAUUCUGCGCGAAAACGUUCACACGCAAGGAGCACAUGGUGAACCACGUGCGCAAGCACACGGGCGAGACGCCGCACCGCUGCGAGAUAUGCAAGAAGAGCUUCACGCGCAAGGAGCACUUCAUGAACCACGUCAUGUGGCAUACGGGUGAAACGCCGCACCAUUGUCACAUUUGCGGCAAGAAGUAUACUAGAAAGGAGCAUUUAGUGAACCAUAUGAGAUCACAUACAAAUGACACACCGUUCAGAUGCGAUCUAUGCGGGAAGUCCUUCACGAGGAAGGAACACUUCACCAAUCACAUAUUGUGGCACACGGGCGAAACCCCACACCGUUGCGACUUCUGUUCCAAAACAUUUACACGUAAAGAGCACUUGCUGAACCACGUGCGUCAGCACACGGGCGAGUCGCCUCACCGUUGCAACUUCUGCGCCAAGUCCUUCACGCGGCGUGAACACCUCGUCAACCACGUGCGCCAGCACACCGGGGAGACGCCCUUCCAAUGUGGUUACUGUCCUAAAGCCUUCACUAGGAAGGAUCAUUUAGUAAACCACGUCCGUCAACACACUGGAGAAUCCCCACAUAAAUGCACUUUCUGUACGAAGUCUUUCACGCGUAAAGAACAUUUAACAAACCAUGUGCGGCAACACACCGGGGAGUCCCCGCAUCGAUGUACAUACUGUGCUAAAUCCUUUACGAGAAAGGAACAUCUUACAAAUCAUGUUAGACAGCAUACAGGCGAGACUCCCCACAAGUGCACGUACUGCCCGCGCUCGUUCUCGCGCAAGGAGUAUCUCAACCAGCACCUGCGCCAGCACACUGGCGACGCGCCGCACACCUGCACCUACUGCAAUAAGAGCUACACCAGAAAGGAGCAUCUAGUUACGCAUGUCCGACAACAUACUGGGGAGACGCCUUUCAAGUGCACCUACUGUUCGAAGUCGUUCUCACGCAAGGAACACCUAACUAACCAUGUGCACAUGCACACUGGUGAAACGCCACACAAGUGUCCCUUCUGCACCAAGACAUUCUCAAGAAAGGAACACUUAACUAAUCACGUCAGAAUACAUACGGGCGAGUCGCCACAUAGAUGUGAUUUUUGCAACAAAACAUUCACAAGAAAAGAACAUCUCACCAACCACUUGAAGCAGCACACGGGCGACACGCCGCACGCCUGCAAAGUUUGUUCGAAGCCUUUCACGAGGAAAGAGCAUCUUGUUACUCAUAUGAGAUCCCACAGUUGUGGUGAACGGCCAUAUAUUUGCGGGGAAUGCGGAAAAUCAUUCCCUCUGAAGGGAAAUCUGCUGUUUCAUGAAAGGUCCCACAAUAGAGGCGCAAACGCGGCCAACAAGUCGUUCCGUUGCGAUAUUUGCUCCAAGGAAUUUAUGUGCAAAAGUCAUUUGUCAUCACAUCGGAGAACUCAUACAGAAACUGGCGAAGGUACAACGAAUACAGAACCAACUGCUGAAACUGAAGACUGUGGAGAUUGUACUAAAUGUGAGAAAGAGUCACCUGAAAGACCUGAGAGAAAACAUGAUACUAGAGCAUCAUCUGAAAGUAGAACUACUGAAGCAAAUCCUGCACAAAGUCCAUCAUCAAACUCAACUGUAAUGCAAAUUACCAGUCAGCAGGUACGGACAGGCACAGUAACAAGUGCAGCAAGUGUAUCAACUGGCACAUUCACAGCGAGCACCCAACAUCAUGCGACGACGAGUAUAUCCCAUCAUCCUGUCACAGUGAACUAC